Messenger RNA from Cebus imitator (Panamanian white-faced capuchin), 4907 nucleotides. It is a transcript of the gene ZNF37A, whose product is annotated as zinc finger protein 37A. Lineage: Eukaryota; Metazoa; Chordata; Mammalia; Primates; Cebidae. The transcript has 6 exons. Gene Ontology annotation, molecular function: DNA-binding transcription factor activity, RNA polymerase II-specific; RNA polymerase II cis-regulatory region sequence-specific DNA binding. The record is from RefSeq and is a predicted model, not a curated record. Gene Ontology annotation, biological process: regulation of cytokine production; negative regulation of transcription by RNA polymerase II; regulation of immune system process. The coding region runs from base 871 to 2541 and encodes 556 amino acids.
AAAAAAAAAAAAAGUUAUUGUGAUCAAGAGAUUCAACAUGUACUCCUGAAGAAUGAAAAAUGCAGGUUUGCCAUGAAAGAUGGUAGUACGUGGUUUAACAAAAUUUGAAGAGUAAUUCCGAGUUAUCUUUAUGACAGUGUACAGGCUGGUAAUGCUCAUAUCCAGCGUGUUUUCUCACUGUGAGCGUCCAACGGACCAGAACGAAGCAAGUGGAGGUAGUGCUGUUGCAGAGCUGCGGCGCCGCCGGAACCAACAGCAUUUGGAGGAAUUCCAAUCCUGAAUUCUGCCAAACGAGGAAGUGUUGAGGACAGCCAAAUCAUUAGGGAGAUGUAAUUCAUGAGAAAACUUUGUAAUUUAAAUACUCAUAAUUUAUUUCAGAUAGAUAAAACUGCAAUAAUGCACUUGCUGUAUCUGGGAACGAACUCUACCCAAUGCAGCUGAAACCUCAGGUCAUUUCUAAAGGAGCCACCCGAGGACUUGUGGGAAAUGUAGUGUGCACUUUCUGAGGGAGUGACGCGAGGACUUAUGGGAAAUGUAGUGUGCACUUUCCGGCCCCAAUCGCGGGAGCCGCUCUGGGCCUUCUGCGCCCUGUAGCUCCAGGUUUGUUUUUCUUUUCAUCAGCCUGCUAUCUCCCGGCGACAGGGCAGAGAACGCGGUGGAAUCUCGCUGUUGCCUCCCAAUCACCUGUGGUCAGCGUCGCUGCGUUGUCACCGCAACGCUGAGGCCAGCCGGGUGGCUGGAAGCGGAUUCCACACCGAGGCUCUGCCCAGCGUCACCCGGCCUGCUGUGUCCUCGCAGGUUGCAGCUUCAUGGCCUGACACCUCCACUACGCCCUCACAGUUUUCUCUGCUGUUCCAACACCUGUGGAAGAUGAUCACAGCCCAGGGACCAGUGUCAUUUAGGGAUGUGAGUGUGGGUUUUACUCAAGAGGAGUGGCAGCAUCUGGACCCUGCUCAGAGGACCCUGUACAGGGAUGUGAUGAUGGAGAACUACAGCCACCUUGUCUCAGUAGGGUAUUGCAUCCGUAAACCGGAAGUAAUCCUCAAGUUGGAGAAAGGCGAGGAGCCAUGGAUAUUAGAGGAAAAAUUUCCAAGCCAGAGUCAUCUGGAAUUAAUUAAUGCCAGUAGAAACUAUUCAAUAAUGAAGGUCGAUGAGUUUAACAAAGGCAGAAAAUGUUCCUGUGAUGAAAAGCAUAAAAUAGUUCAUUCUGAAGAGGAAACUUAUGAAUAUAAUAAAAAUGGGAAUGGCUUCUGGCUUAACGAAGACCUCGUUUGGCAUCAGGAAAUUAAAAAUUGGGAGCAACAUUUUGAAUACGAUGAAUGUGGGAAAGCUUUAUCUGAGAAUUCGCUCUUCCUUGUACACAGGAGAGCUUACACAGGACAGAAAACCUGCAAAUAUAUUGAACGUGGGAAAACCUGUGAUAUGUCAUUUUUCACUACUCAUCAGCAAACACAUACAAAAGAGAACCACUAUGAAUGUAAUGAAUGUGGAGAAAAUAUCUGUGAGGAAUCCAUUCUCCUUGAACAUCAGGGUGUUUACCCAUUCAGUCAGAAGUUAAAUCUCACCCCAAUUCAGAGAACCCACUCAACUGACAAUAUUAUUGAAUAUAAUGAAUGUGGAACUUUUUGCAGUGAAAAAUUAGCCUUUCAUGUACAACAGAGAACACAUACAGGAGAAAAACCUUAUGACUAUCAUGAAUGUGGAAAAACCUUCACUCAGAAGUCAGACCACACAAGACAUCAGAGAACACACACAGGAGGAAAACCCUAUGAAUGUCAUGAAUGUGGGAAAAACUUCUGUAAGAAUUCAGACCUCAUUAAACAUCAAAGAAUUCAUACAGGGGAGAAACCUUAUAGAUGUCAUAUGUGUGGGAAAUCCUUCAGUGAAAAGUCAACCCUUACUCAACAUCAGAGAACACACACAGGGGAGAAACCAUAUGAAUGUCAUGAAUGUGGGAAAACCUUCUCAUUUAAGUCAGUCCUUACUGUGCAUCAGAAAACACACACAGGGGAGAAGCCCUAUGAAUGCUAUGAAUGUGGGAAAGCCUUUCUCAGAAAAUCAGACCUCAUUAAACAUCAAAGAACUCAUACAGGAGAAAAACCUUAUGAAUGCAAUGAGUGUGGGAAAUCAUUCUCUGAGAAGUCAACUCUUACUAAACAUCUAAGAACUCACACAGGUGAGAAACCUUAUGAAUGUAUUCAGUGUGGAAAAUUUUUCUGCUACUACUCUGGUUUCACAGAACAUCUUAGAAGACACACAGGGGAGAAACCUUUUGGAUGUAAUGAAUGUGGGAAAACCUUUCGUCAGAAGUCAGCCCUAAUUGUUCACCAGAGAACUCAUAUAAGACAGAAACCCUAUGGAUGUAAUGAAUGUGGAAAAUCAUUCUGUGUGAAGUCAAAACUCAUUGCACAUCAUAGAACACACACAGGGGAGAAACCCUAUGACUGUAAUGUUUGUGGAAAAUCAUUCUAUGUUAAGUCAAAACUCACUGUACAUCAGAGAACACACUUGGGGAGAAACCCUAUAAAUAUAGUUAAGUGAGGGAAAUUACUCUGGGUGAAGUCAGAACUUUGUAGAAGAGAAUAUACAGGGUGAGAGAAAUCUGUUAAUAUAAUGCUAAUAAGAACACCUUUGCCCUGAAGUCAGUUCUCACAGUAUAGAAGAGAACUUAAACAGGGGAAAAAACAAUAUGAAGAUAUGGAAUGUAGGAACACAUUCCUCUGGAAUUUGGACCAUACAUUAUGUUGCAAAACUAAAAGUGGAAAAAACUUAUUGGCAAAUGAAUAUAGGAAAUAUUUUGCCCAAUGCCACAUCUCAGUAAAUAUCAGAGAGUUCGCACAGGGUAGAAACUUGCGACAGCAUCCCCAGAUUAAGAAGGGAUGCAUUUUUCUGCUAAUACUCCAGUUUUACUGAACAUCUGAGAAGACACACAGGGCGAAACCUUUUGGGUGUAAUGAAUGUGGGAAAACCUUUUGUGAGAAGUCAGCCCUAAUUUUUCACCAGAGAACUCAUAUAAGACAGAAACCCCCUGGAUGUGAUGAAUAUGGAAAAUAAUUCUGUGUAAAGUCAAGAGGCCAGAGAAAAUGCACAAACUAUAGGAAACUAUAGGAAAGCAUUUACUAUGAGGUUAUAUUUUAUGGAGAAUGUGUAAUUUAUAGUAGCUUCUCAGUGAACAUCAGAUAGUAGAGAAGGCAUUUUUAACUAUAUCCAAUGCAUGGAAGCUUUAAGUUAAAAUCUAAAUUUAAUAUAGACCAGAGAUGUUGAAUUUGCAGGAUAUCUAGCAAUUUAACAAAAUGUGGUAAAAAAGGUUUUUAUUGAGGAAUAGCAUUUUACUUUGUAAAAAUCCAAUUUAGUUCAUUGUGAAGACUGCUAUUUUCUAAGAUAGAGAUUUGAAAAGAUGCCACUCUGGAGUCAAUAGCUAUAAGUAGUUACUGCUUAGUUAUAUGCAAAAUCAGGGACGAUUUUUAGCAAGGGGACCCAGCAGCAAGAGUGCACUUGUAUGUCCAGGUAAAAAGAGAGAGACCCUCAACCUGGGGACAUAGGACAGGAGCCUGCUGCCAGGAUUUUUCAAUAAUCCUGAGACAGACUGAUUUCAGGUGACCCAUCUCAGAAUGGUGGAUCAAAGGGGCAAGUCAAUUUGCCUUGUAUGCAACUUACAAGGAUUAGUAGGAUAGAGUGGAUCCAGAUUUUUGGUGGUUUCAACCCUAGCGUAUGUCUAACACAUAAGCCAGGACGUUGUGCUGUGAGUGACUUCUUAUACCCAACUCUCUUCAUACCCAAUUUCAUACUGCAACAUGUCUUUCAUAGGUGAUACAGCUAUUUUUAAAAUACAUAUAGAUGUAACAAAUAUGGAGCUUUCAAAAAGUACAAAUAGGCUGGGCAUGGUAUCUCAUGCCUGUAAUCCCAGUACUUUGGGAGGCUGAGGUGAGCAAAUCACCUGAGGUCAGGAGUUUGUGACCAGCCUGGCCAGCAUGGUGAAACCCUGUCCCUACCCAAAAUACAAAAAUUAGCUGGGCACGGUGGCACAUGCCUGUAGUCCUGGCUACUAGAGAGGCUGAGGUGGUAGGAUCACUUGAACCUUGGAGGUAAAGGUUGCAGCGAGCUGAGAUCAUGCCACUGUACUCAUUCCAGCCUAGGCGACAGAGACUGUUUCAAAACAAACAAACAAAAAAGCAAAAAUAGAUUUUGCUGUUGGGUAAGGUAUAGUAAUUGGCAGAAGAAUGGACCCCUUGAGACCAACUCUAUAGAAGCAAAGAGGACUAAAGUGGCAAAAUUCUAGAGAGUGGUAAAUCCCAGAAAUCACAUGGACAGAAUGCAGCUGUUUGCUCUGGGGGUCCUUUCUACUUCUGGCCAUAGGGAAGAACCUGAAUACUGAACUUGGUUCAGGCAGAGGGCCAUAACCUAGGGGUUAUGGGGGGGACCAGAAAGCAGGAGAACAAUCAAGACUGCAUUGAAAAAAAAUUUAUACAUUAGGGGUCAAACACAUGCUAUUUCUCAAGAAAUCUUCAGAUGUCUCACACUGUGUAGGGCAGGAGCCUGAAAAGCUAAUUUGAGAAGAAAAAGGAUUUUUGUUUUUGUUUUGCAUUUUGCAGUACAGAGGAGAAAUGAUUAGAACUUAGGAAGUGCUAGCAGGCUGGUCCUUUGGCGAACAUGCCAUCAGUAAAAGUCCUGGAAACAAGGUCAAACCAGAGGUUGAUUGUGCCUUGUCACAAAUGCAAACAAUACCUGAGUGAAUAUUCAAAAAAUUGCUUAGAAAGAAAAACUCGAGGAACAAAUGUCUUCACUGCAGUUAUUCCAACUAUUUAAGAAAUAAAGAAUACCAAGCUUUUAUAAACUUUUUUUAGAAAAAAAUGAUGGAACUUUUCCAAUUCAGUUUUUGAGGCCAGUACAACCUUGAUACCAAACCU